Messenger RNA from Ceutorhynchus assimilis (cabbage seed weevil), 495 nucleotides. The record is from the annotation of a GenBank genome assembly. NCBI's taxonomy places the organism in Eukaryota, Metazoa, Arthropoda, Insecta, Coleoptera, Curculionidae.
AAUGAAGAAAGUCAAGAAAUGCCAUUUUUUCAACACAAUCUAACGACGUUAUGGAUUGUCGAAACUUUAGAUGAUAGUCCUUCAAGCAGUCCAACAUCUAGUGACGAUUCCAAAAUUUCACGUCCUUUCAAAGCCUUACCAAAAAACUCUUUGGAAUUGGCUGUAGCUGAAAGCUUUUACACUGGAGACCAUACAGCAUUAGCCUAUGCUCAAUACCGUCACCAAUGCCUAAGCCAAAUGAAGCACAAAGCUGAUUCAAGCUUGAAGGAAAACAUGAAAAGGAUUCUCAGAGCCAAAACCGACGAUUCUGGUUAUUUGGAGAAGAGGAAAAGGAAUAACGAAGCUGCUAAAAGGUCUAGAGAAGCUAGGAAAGCCAAGCAAGACGAGCUGGCUAUAAGGGUGACUUUUUUGGAACAAGAAGCUUUGACUUUGAAGAUGCAGCUUGCCCAAAGUUUACGAGAAAUGGAUGUUUUGUUGGGAGCUUAUUAUUUGUAG